Drosophila persimilis is the source of this 504-nucleotide messenger RNA. RefSeq lists its product as uncharacterized. Bases 1 to 504 code for a protein of 167 amino acids. Lineage: Eukaryota; Metazoa; Arthropoda; Insecta; Diptera; Drosophilidae. The record is from RefSeq and is a predicted model, not a curated record. The transcript has 3 exons.
AUGAGAAAGUCUUUAAUUUUAUUCGAAAUUUUAACAAUAUUGUGCCUCACGCAAGGCCGAACUGGCAAGAACUGGCGUCAGGCCAUGUACGAUGGCUGUUUGGAACCUUUACCCAACAAAAACCUAGAUAUAUGGCGUCUGCCCAAGCACUGGCAUCGCCAGUACACGUAUCCGCCGAUCUACAUGAAUACCGUGUGCCCUGCAGAAGAUAGUUAUGUGUAUUUGUCGCUGGAAAAUCUUGCCAAUCCGCCUUUGAAUUAUUUUCCCCUACUGCCAGUACCAUUUUUAUUGUGUACGGACUACAAUCAUUAUGCGGUUUUGGUGUUUUGUUAUGUGGAGAAAAAGGAACAGGACUUUCAAGUGUUUUAUAAUCAAUCCAUGGUCUUGACUGUGGAAAAACACCCAAUGGAGUCGAUUAUCAAAAAAACCCAAAUAUGCCUGAAGAAUUUUCCCGAGUUUAAGUUCUUUCAGAAUAUGACCAAAGUUCGGUUUUUAAACUGCUAA